Messenger RNA from Drosophila santomea, 2024 nucleotides. RefSeq names its product putative leucine-rich repeat-containing protein DDB_G0290503. The record is from RefSeq and is a predicted model, not a curated record. The transcript has 2 exons. Bases 251 to 1930 code for a protein of 559 amino acids. NCBI's taxonomy places the organism in Eukaryota, Metazoa, Arthropoda, Insecta, Diptera, Drosophilidae.
UCAACUGAUUCGAUUUAUAAUAGUUGGGUAGAGCGUAAUAUUCACGUAAGCAUCACAAAAUAAUACAUUUUGACAGAUUCUCUUCAACUUCGCGGUCUUCAAAAGCAAUGCAAAGUUCUGUUAUGUCUAUAAAUCUAUACUUAGUAAGCCUAUGGUGUUAAUAUCAAUUUAUCAAUAAAUUACUCAAUAUCGUAUAAAAACUGAAUCAAAAUUUCAUUCCCGUGUUUUUUAAAAUCCAAAUUGCUCGUUUAUGGAGAGGCUUCAUUAUCCGAUUCCCUUAAAUCCAAAUGCCAAAUAUCUACCCAAUUCGAUUUCCAAUGUUCUGUACAGCAUUCAGAAAUUUGAUCAAAGUACGCUUGCUUGGCCGACUUGCCAAAGGAAAACGGAUGUCUCUGUUGGGAAAGCGUGCACUUCGCCAUCGGAGGUUCCUUUAGCCGGAAUUGAGUCCUUUGUGGUCCAAAACAGAAGACAAUGUGUAUCCUUAGGUAAUGCUGGGGAAGCCAAGAAGAAUACAUUCUAUCAAAUUGUUCAAGCCAGCCAAGAUCAGCCUUGCUUUCCACAGAGUUCCAGAAUCAAACGUAAAAAUAACGACACCAAAUUCAAAUCGGAUUUUAAGGACGACAUCAUUUACAAUGAUAUAUACGACAUAGUGAGGUCUCAUACUCAGUACAAAAGAUUACCUCAACUUGAAAAGCAACCAAAGCAACAAAAGCCAUUUUCUGCGAGUCCUCCUGUGGUGGAAGUCUAUAAAGUUCGUCCUGUGGCGAUUGAAACCAAAGAAGCUAAAGGCAAAACUUGCAAGUCAAGCGCUAAGGCAAAUGAGCUUCGAGAAACAACUAAUGAGCUUUCGAAUUCAAAAAGGAAAACGUAUCCCUCUAAGCCGAAGCUAACAGAAUCUAAGAGUUCAAAGAAAAAGACAAAAAAACUUAAAGAAAAACUUAUUGAGCCUGCGGACUCAAAAAGGACAAAACAUCCGUCUAAGUCGAAGUUAACAGAAUUAAAGGGUUCGAAGAAAAAGUCAAAUAUACUUCGAGAACAAACGAAUGAGUUUUCGGAUUCAAAAAAGAAAAACGCGCAUCACUCUAAGCCUAAGUUAACAGCAUCAAAGAGUUCAAGGAAACAGUUCUCCAUAAUUCAAACAAGGGAAAAUAAGCAGAAAGCCAAUUCCAAAUCCAAAAAACACAAAACAAUCCAACAGUUAUGGCCAUUACCGGAUAGAGGUAGAGAUAGAAUCCCACAGAGAAGUAUAAAUAACGAAAAACUUUCCGAGAUUAAGUCAAAUUUUUCCACCAUCCAGCUUCCAGAUCAAGAUGGUCAAAAGGUCCAAAGAGACUCCACUGAGGAGCUGGAAAACUUGGAGGAAAAGGUUGAACAGAGAACUGAAAGGACGAGUGAUAUAAAAAGAAAUUCCAAAGAAGAACCUGGCAGGAAAAAAAGAAAGUCCAAAGAGGCUUCUAAACUCAAACCAUUUAAAGCCGAACAAAAUGAUACAAUAUAUAUUGUUCGAGGAAGAAAUUCAAAAGGGAAUUCCGUUGUGCCGCUUUUUAAUAAGCGCUCUGGGCCGGAGAUCUAUAGGAUCAAAGAAAUGCAAUUAAAUCAGUCUAAGAAACACGAAGAAAUCUCCGCAUUGGAACCAAUAAACACAGAUUCUUAUUUUCUGGGAAGGUCAAGAAAGCGGACGUCCACUUUAGGACACCCUAAUAAGAAUAUCUAUACAAUUAGAAAAAAAUCCCUAAUUGAUGAGACACCUGACUUCACACCUGCCAAUAAUAUACAGAAAAAUAUUAAAAAACUGUCAAUCGAAUCUAAUGAGCAGAAAAUCAACAGCAGUUUAGUGCCAGCAAAAGAAAAAAUAGUUUCCAAGUCAAGAAAUUAUAACGCCUUCAAUAGUAUCCUAAAUCUCUUCACAAUUUUCCAGCCAGAAAUAUAAACCGAAGGAUGAAUUUGAAGUGAUCACUGCUUAUAACUCCAUCAUAACUCCAUCUACUGAUGACAUAAGAAGUAAACCAAAAACCACUACUAAU